UCACUUGUGUCUCAUUACCAUAGUUUUCCACUUAGAUCACCAGGCCUGGUAGAGUUGGAUGUGAACGUAGAGGUGCCAAUUUAAGGACUGAUAAGGAAUAUUUUAGUUUAGGUUUUUCCGGCUAGCUCUCCUUGUCACGAAGUGGAAGGUCACUAGAGUGAAGUAUAAAUGGAAAGGUGCCAAGUUUAGGCCUGCUGAUAAAUCAUGGCCGACUAUAAGGAAAAAAUGAGUCAGUCUUCUGAGGAAGCGAUGAGACUUAAGCUGCUUGAGGAAUUCAAGUAUGUUACCUGCUCCCAGGCGUACCAUAAAAUGUUUAAUAUUUUGAGGAAAGGGGUGAAGGAAGGUAUAAGGCGCAGUGUCAGCCAAACGUUAGAUAACUUGCUCUGGAAAACGUUGAACCUAUCAGAUGUUCCUUCGCCGGUCCGCAUCAUGGAUUUUGGUGGAGGUACAGGAGAGCUGAAGAUGGCUAUUUCUCAAAAGAUGGAGAUUCUUCACAAGGAGUUGAUCAUCAGCGUGGAAGAACCACACAAAGAGUAUCUUGACCAGUACAGAAUGUCUGUUAAUUUCUGUCACCAAUGCACGUCUCGAUGUGACAUAUUCCGGGCCAUUGCAAGACUACUAUGGGCAUUCUGUAGAAGCUCUGAGGGCAGUAAAAGCUUAUCCGCAACAGUUGCAGGACAGGGUGUUAGCAGUGCAUGUCCUGUACCAUCUUACUAGUGUCUUCGAUGAUACCUUUGAUCCAUACGAGAAUAUGAAACAAGCCAUCUCUGCAAUGUAUGCCAUCUUAAAACCAGGAGGAGAGAUGGUAAUAGUUAUGGAUUGCAUAAAGGACCAUUUGUUCGAGACUGCCUCUCUUAAGUGUGCAGAGGUUUUGUUUCCCGCUACGUUUGAAAACCACAAGCGAUUAUAUGAAAUCUGGCAAAAUAUAGUGUAUAAUGGCGGCAUUGUGGACAUGUUGAAUAUGUCGUUUCCAACGUUUAAGGCCACAAUGCAACAUAAUGAAGUUUCCUAUCAGGCUGUUUUGCCAACCAUUGCAGAGAUAGGGGCCGCUAUCUCAAUAUCUAGUCUAAGUGGGUUAUGCGCAAACCAGUCCCCAUUCGAUCAACGUGUUGUCCAGUUCUGCGUGGAUUAUGUAAUGACAGAAGGCUACAAGCAUGGCCUGUACCUUGAUAGUAAGGGGGCAUGGUGCUUUCCAUUGAAAACGUACUAUAUGAGUAUAAAGAAAGAGGCAAAUAAGUGAUCUGUCAAAGUUGAAUUAAUACUUUAUAUUCAGAGGCUGGUCAAUAAGUUGGCACCAACUUACUUAAAUGUUCUAGUUAUUCACAAUGUACCUACCAGAAUUUUGCGCUCAGUAGAUCAACUGUUACUGAUUGAAACCUGUAAAAUGGGUCUUAAAACCUCUGCAGUCAUCUCUUUAUAGUCCUCUGGUAAAAUGGAAUGGAGUAUGCUGCAUGUACCAAUUAAA
Molecule: messenger RNA, 1465 nt
Organism: Lingula anatina
Lineage: Eukaryota; Metazoa; Brachiopoda; Lingulata; Lingulida; Lingulidae
Source: RefSeq, a predicted model, not a curated record